CACGGUUUCACGAAGUUUAUUAAAAAGAUUCAUGAAAAUUCGUUCGUAUAUAGAACCACCUACGAAGAAUAAAAUAAAAUUUUAUUUUUAUUGGAAAAGUAUUUGGAGAUAGUGCCCGAGAUGAAUAUUGAAUAUUAUUGAUCAAGCGCUAUCUCGGAAAGUCUUAUCUUGUUUCUAGAGUCUUAAUUUAUAAUGGUAUAUUCUUACAUUAAACAAGUCAUUCUCUACUAGGUUGUUAUUGAAACUACGAGUAUUUUGCGAAGGUUUAUAAUGGUACAACCAGCUAUUUCCGUAGGUGUCGGAUACGGCGUAGUUGUUGGUCUUGGUUUAGGAUUUGCCGUUUUGAUGAUAUGUAUUUCGUAUAUUCUCAAGAAGUACAACAGUGAGAAACAGACAUCAGAGCACUUCAAUACAGCCUCACAUAGCGUAAGAACAGGACUAGUGGCCAGUGCUGUUGUGAGCAGUUGGACUUGGGCAUCAACAUUGCUGACCAGUGCUCAAAAAACUUACCAGUAUGGCGUUUCUGGAGCAUUCUGGUAUGCCUCUGGAGCUUGCGUACAAAUUUUGUUGUUUACCGUUUUGGCAAUUGAACUGAAAAGGAAAGCGCCUAAUGCGCAUACAUUUCUCGAAGUUGUCCGAGCCCGAUGUGGGCCUCUAGCUCACACUGUUUUUAUUUUUUUUGCAUACGUUACCAAUAUCCUUGUGAUGGCUAUGCUGUUAUGCGGCGGAUCCGCUACAAUUGCUUCUGUUACUGGUGUGAAUACUGUUGCUGCUUGCUUCCUGCUUCCAGUAGGAGUAAUUAUAUAUACUAUUUUUGGCGGUAUUAAGGCGACCUUUCUCACAGAUUACAUUCAUACAAUCAUCAUUCUGGUGAUCUUAAUUAUGUUUAGUUUAUCUGCCUAUUCCGCUAGUGACAAAAUUGGAUCACCAAGUAAGCUUUAUGACAUGUUAAAGGCUGCCGGAGAGUCACAUCCCGUCGAAGGAAACGCGGAGGGAAGUUAUCUUACGAUGAGAAGUCGAGAAGGUGCUAUUUUCUUUAUUAUUAAUCUUGCGGGAAACUUUGGAACAGUGUUUGUAGACAAUGGGUACUGGCAAAAAGCUAUCGCAGCGAACCCAGCUUCAGCAUUACCUGGUUACAUCUUGGGAGGUGUUUCUUGGUUUGCAAUUCCAUGGUUAGCAGCAACUACCACUGGCCUUGUAUGUCUAGCUCUUGAAGCUAUGCCUUAUUUCCCUACGUAUCCAAAUCGUAUGACUGAUCUAGAAGUUAGUCAAGGUUUAGCUUUACCUUAUGGAGCGAUAGCGUUAAUGGGUAAAACAGGUGCUAAUGCUACCGUGGUACUUGUAUUUAUGGCCGUUACUUCUGCUGCUUCGUCCGAAUUGAUUGCUGUUUCGUCAAUUUUUACUUAUGAUAUUUACAAACAGUAUGUUAGAAGAAAUGCCGGCAAUAAAGAGUUGCUGUAUACUGGCCAUAUUGUAUUGAUAGUUUUUGGGUUUGUAAUGUCGGCUUUUGCAACAGGGUUAUACUAUGGCAAUGUCUCAAUGGGAUACCUGUACCUUCUUAUGGGAGUAUUGGUUUGCCCUGCAGUCAUUCCAGCAACGUGUGUGAUGCUUUCUACACGGACGUCUAAGUUAGCUAUUACCGUUUCUCCGGUGUUGGGAUUGAUUUCUAGUAUCAUAAGUUGGCUUGUCGUUGCGGCCUCGCAGGGUUCAGGUAAAUUGACGAUUGAAACGACGGGAGCGAAUAACCCCAUGUUGGCUGGCAAUGUUGUGGGACUAUUGAGUCCAAUACUCUAUUUAUUUAUUUUUUCCAUUGUGAAACCCGAAAAAUACGACUUUAACGAUUUGCUGAGUAAGUUUAGGAUGCACUAUGAGUCGGAAGAAGAAGAGAUUUUACAGAGAAAGAAGCUUAAUCGUGCCAGCAUAAUAUCAAAAAUAGCAGCGACCGGAGUUGCCGCCGUAUUUAUUAUAUUGUGGCCAUGGCCGAUGUAUGGAUCGAAGUAUAUUUUUUCAAAACGAUUUUUUACUGGCUGGGUCGUGGUUGGAUUAAUAUGGAUUUUCUUUACUGUAUUUUCGGUAGGAAUAUUUCCAUUAUGGGAAGGAAGAAGAGAUAUCUAUCUUGUUGUGAAAAGAAUGUUUGAAUCAGCCUUCGGUGCCAAAGUCAUUGAGAGUGAAGAUUUUGGAGUAGUCGAAGGUAUGAACGUUGAGAAAGGUGAGGAAAAAGGAAUUGAAAAAACCAAUGAGAAGGAAAAUGGUUAUCUAUAUGUCUAAGUAUAUCAUAUUGUAAAGUUGUAUAUUGAUGAAUGAAUGCAUUUAAAUGGAAUUAUGACAGGG
Messenger RNA from Schizosaccharomyces octosporus yFS286, 2331 nucleotides. Its product is annotated as urea transporter. Gene Ontology annotation, biological process: spermidine transport; putrescine transport; urea transmembrane transport. Gene Ontology annotation, molecular function: spermidine transmembrane transporter activity; putrescine transmembrane transporter activity; urea transmembrane transporter activity. The record is from RefSeq and is a predicted model, not a curated record. Gene Ontology annotation, cellular component: plasma membrane. Lineage: Eukaryota; Fungi; Ascomycota; Schizosaccharomycetes; Schizosaccharomycetales; Schizosaccharomycetaceae. The coding region runs from base 271 to 2268 and encodes 665 amino acids. The transcript has a single exon.